Molecule: messenger RNA, 2241 nt
Organism: Megalops cyprinoides (Indo-Pacific tarpon)
Lineage: Eukaryota; Metazoa; Chordata; Actinopteri; Elopiformes; Megalopidae
Product: cyclic nucleotide-gated cation channel beta-3-like
Exons: 18
Coding region: 1-2241 (746 amino acids)
Biological process (GO): monoatomic cation transmembrane transport
Cellular component (GO): plasma membrane; intracellular cyclic nucleotide activated cation channel complex; photoreceptor outer segment
Molecular function (GO): intracellularly cAMP-activated cation channel activity; intracellularly cGMP-activated cation channel activity; cGMP binding
Source: RefSeq, a predicted model, not a curated record
AUGUUCAGCAAGCUGACGCAGCGGCUCAGGGGCAACUCCGUGGCUGCCUCGAACCCCGAGACUCCAACCCCGGCUCCAGCACCUGCCCAGGGAGAGAAACCUGCUGAAAAGAAAGAUGAAGCCAAGAAAGGGGAAGAAGCCAAACCCGCAGGGCCUGCCCCUGCCCCUGCACCAGCACCAGCUCCAGCACCUGCGCCUGUAUCCAAGAAGCCUGAGGAGAAAGCAGCCGACCCUGGCAUAAAGGAUGCAGGAACUGCUGAGGGACAGGAAGCUGUCCCUCCCCCGCCAUGCCCCAUCGUGGUGAACAAGUACGCGGACAACCAGGUCCGUGACAUCAUCAAGCGCUUGAGGGACCGGACGGAGUUCUACAAGGAAAAAGUCACUGACCCCACGGCCUCCUCACCUGAGCCCAGCCCACCCGUCACUCCAGUGUUGAGGAAGUGUGAUUGGCUAAAGAAACAGGAGGAGGAGAGGAUCAAAAAAGAGGAAGAGGAGAGGAAAAAGAAGGAGGAAGAGGAGAGGAAAAAGAAGGAGGAGGAGGCCAAAAAGGCUGCGGAGAAGAAGGAGGAGAAGAAAGAGGAAAAGAAAGAUGAGAAAAAGGAUGAGAAAAAGAAAGAGGAGAAGAAGGAGGAGAAGAAAGACGGAGCGGCGGAGGAGAAGACAGAUGACGCCAUAUGCCCGACAAUCAGCUGUACCUGCAUCGACACCCUGUUAAAACCGCUGGAGGACAAGAUGGAUGCAGUCCUGGAUAAGUCAUUAGACCCCUUCACAGAUCGCAGGUAUAUCGCUUGGCUAAGCAUCGUCACUCUGGCCUACAACUACAACGCCUGGUUCAUCCCUGCUCGCAUGUCCUUCCCCUACCACACCACCAAGGCCAUCCCCUUCUGGCUCCUGUGCGACCUCCUGGUGGACCUCAUCUACGUCCUCGACGUCAUCAUUUUUCGGCCGCGUCUGCAGUUUGUCAGGGGAGGCGAUGUCAUUACCGACAGGAUUUUAACAAAGAAGAAUUACAGGGAAUCUCCAGGGUUCAAGUCUGACGUCAUUGCUGUCAUACCCUUUGACCUGCUGUACUUCCAGUUCGGGUUCAAGUCCUUCUUAAGGGCCAACCGUCUGCUGAAGUUUGAUUCAUUCUUUGAAUUCAGUGAUCGUCUUGAGAGCCUCAUGACGAAGGCUUAUAUCUGGAGAGUCAUCCGCACCAUUGGCUACCUGCUUUUCAUCCUGCACAUCAACGCCUGCCUGUACUAUCUGGCCUCUGAUUACGAGGGCAUCGCCUCCACCAAGUGGGUCUACAGUGGCAAAGGCAGCGCGUACCUGCGCUGCUACUAUUUUGCCGUGCGCACGCUUAUCACCAUCGGCGGCUUGCCUGAGCCCCACACUGUGUUUGAGAUCAUGUUUCAGCUGCUCAACUAUUUCACAGGUGUCUUUGUGUUCUCCAGCUUGAUCGGACAGAUGAGGGACGUUAUUGGAGCUGCUACUGCUGGACAGACAUAUUUCCGCACCUCCAUGGACAACACUGUGGCCUACAUGAUGAACAAUAGGAUCCCCAAGCUGGUGCAGCACAGGGUACGCACCUGGUACAACUACACCUGGGACUCGCAAGGCAUGCUGGAUGAGUCUGUGCUUUUGGAGCAACUUCCCCUGGUCAUGAGAACCGCUAUUGCCGUGGAUAUCAAUCUCAGCACCUUCCAGAAAAUUGAUCUCUUCAAGGGCUGUGAGAACCAGAUGCUUGUGGACAUGUUGCUGAGGCUGAAGUCCAUUGUGUACUUACCCGGGGACUUUGUGUGCAAAAAGGGAGACAUUGGAAAGGAGAUGUACAUCAUCAAGGCCGGAGAGGUGCAGGUGAUAGGAGGCCCCGACAAUAAGAUCGUGUUUGUGACGCUGAAGGCUGGAUGCGUAUUUGGAGAAAUCAGUCUGCUUCAGUCCUCCAAAGACGGUGGGAACAGGAGGACGGCCAACGUGGCGGCCCACGGAUUCGCCAACCUCUUCGUCCUGGACAAGAAGGACCUCCAGGACAUCCUGGUGCACUACCCUGAGUCUCAGAAGGUGCUGGCCAGGAAGGGAAGGAAACUACUGAAGGCCAAGGGUCCGGCCGCAGCAGCCGCUGCCACAGACAAGAAGACGGGGAUGGCCCUGUUCACCCCGCGACCCCCAACCCCAAAGAUGCUCCGCGCCUUCGGCCGUUUCAACAAAACCGGCUUCAUGGAGAAACUGAAGGCUUCUGCCACCGGAGACAAGAAAUAA